Messenger RNA from Pleuronectes platessa (European plaice), 5427 nucleotides. It is a transcript of the gene zbtb10, whose product is annotated as zinc finger and BTB domain containing 10. Gene Ontology annotation, molecular function: RNA polymerase II cis-regulatory region sequence-specific DNA binding; DNA-binding transcription factor activity, RNA polymerase II-specific; protein binding. The record is from RefSeq and is a predicted model, not a curated record. Gene Ontology annotation, biological process: regulation of transcription by RNA polymerase II. The transcript is spliced from 5 exons. NCBI's taxonomy places the organism in Eukaryota, Metazoa, Chordata, Actinopteri, Pleuronectiformes, Pleuronectidae. The coding region runs from base 352 to 2565 and encodes 737 amino acids.
AGAUGGGUGCAGGCCGAUCAACAGCACCCCCAUCUUCCUUUAAAGCCGUCCCCUCCCUCUCCAGCCCCCCUUCUCUGCUCGAGGUGCAUUGUGGGGAGGAAAGCCGUUGCCAUUCGACCUCUGCGGGGCCUGCGCGGACGCAGUGAGAACCCUGAAAUUCAUUAUGCCUUCAAAACCUCUAUUUAUUUCCGCAUAACCUACAUACUCUCACCGGGAGGGCCAGCGGCGGAGAAAAGCAACGACGACGGUUCAUCUCUUUCGGGAAACACAUCGUAUGCACAGACGUUGUUUUUUCGUCGGAGGUGGAUACUGUUGAGAAAGUGAAGAUUCUAAUACAUAUUAGGGGGGAAAAUGUCCGGUGAGAGAAACCGCAGGUCGCUGGCUUUCCGAGGGGGUGGACUGGCCGGGUUAACGGGUUCCAGCGGUAUCGGUGGGGGGAACUGUAACAGCUGGGAGGCCCUGGCCUGUCAAGACCGACAUUUUAACGGGAACAGGCCGGAUCAAGAGGAGGACAGGGAUCUGGGGGCGAAAGGACCAUCGCAGGAGAGUGUGGAGGGCGCUGGGUCUGUCAGCGAUAGCACGGAACCCGAGGCGGAGGAAGAAGAGGACCCGGAAGGGGGCAGCUGGACAGCCGCGGACGGCGACGAUCGUGUCGGCUCGGUGGAAGCGGAGAACGGGUCCAGGGAGGGGAGUAGCUGGACAGCGGGGAACGGUCCCAACAACGCCGACAGCCAAGAGUCGGGAAGCGGCGAGACGGGAUCCAGGAAAUCUGGGGUAGAGAUGAGACCGCAGACGCUGCUUCCGAAACACUCAGUGUUCCACGCUCCGUGGCUGCAAGAAUUUCCAUGGCUCAAAUUUAGCCAGAAGACGGGACUCAUGUCCUGCUCCUGGUGUCACAACAUUGCCACUAAAAACAGCGACGAGCUGGUAAAGGGGAGUCGCAACUACAAGCGGGCCUUGUUGCUGAGACAUCACCUGUCUUCGGAGCACGGGAGGAAUGACCCCACCAAACAGGAGACGGCAAGGCCCUCAGACAACGCCAGUCCUUCCACUAACUGCUCAGAGGAAGACUACCGCAGCAAGACCAAUGAGAACUCCUACUGUUACCAGCUUCUCCAGGAGCUGGACAAGCAACGCAAAAGUGGCAUACUCUGUGACGUCAACAUAGUUGUCUCGGGCCAGGUAUUCCGCGCACAUAAAAACAUCCUGGUGGCUGGCAGUCGCUACUUCAAAACCCUCUACUGUCUGACCAAAAGUGAAGACCAAGACCAGGCCACGGUCACGCACCUGGAUGUUGCUGCUCUGCAGGGCUUCUCAGUUCUCCUCGACUUUCUCUAUUCCGGGAACCUGCUGCUUACAAGCCAAAAUGCCAUUGAGGUGAUGUCUGUUGCUAGUUACCUCCAGAUGACAGAAGUUGUACAGUCGUGUAGGGCUUUUAUAAAGGAUGCCCUGAAUAUCAGCAUCAAGCAGGAGGCUCCAGAUUCAGUGGUGGUGGAUUACAAUAAGCGGCAGACGGUUUCCAAAGAGGGACAGAGAAAGCUGGACCGGAAGCCGAGCAACUUCUGGGCCACAAGCAUCCUGUCAAAGCUGUCAAUCAAGGCCAGCAACAACCAAGGAAAAGAUGCAUUGGAAGAAGAAGAUGACAAUGGCAGGGUGAAGGAAGAAACCAGCGACAUAGAGGUGACAGUGAUCGGAAAUGAGGGCUGUGCCCUGGUGACCCAUGGAGCCUCUGGUAACUGGACCCACCAAAAUGAGAACUCUUCUGAUUCAGCAGAGACCAAUGACACACAGUCGGCGAGUGACCAGGUCUUCGUCUGGAACGAGCCUGCCACAGGUGGCGCUGCAGCAACACCUGCAGCAAUGAAACGUGAGGCACCAGAUGCGGCGGCCGGAAGCGGGCGGAGGAAAAAACAGACCACCACACGCCGUUUUGUCUACAACUUCCCACCAGAGCCUGAAGAGGGAUUCGAUGAGGGGAUGUUCAUCCAGCCUUCGGCUUCCUACCCCAGAGAGGACUUCUCCUCCCUCUCUGAAAAUGCUGAGCUGGCCAAUCAGAUCCAGUAUAGCAUCAUCCAAGACUUACAGCAAGGCGAGUCCUGGGAGAAUGGUGAGUCCUCACACCUAGCCCUCAAUAAGCUCAAGUGCCCCCACUGUAACUACAUCGCCAAGCACCGGCGCACGCUCAAGAGGCACCUGAUCAUCCACUCAGGCGUUCGCUCAUUCAGCUGCGACAUCUGCGGCAAGCUGUUCACCCGCCGUGAGCACGUAAAGAGACAUUCCCUGGUGCACAAGAAGGACAAAAAGUACAAGUGCAUGGUGUGCAAGAAGAUCUUCAUGCUUGCAGCCAGCGUUGGAAUCCGCCAUGGUUCACGGCGCUACGGUGUGUGCGCCGACUGCGCUGACUCGCACCAGGCCACUCAGGAGGGCCUGGAGGGCAUGGAGUUCCCUCGCGAUGAAGACUUCGAAGGCGAGGAAGGGGACGACCUGGAGGGGGACGAGCCUACCGACAAUGACCAAUCAAAUUGGGGUGAGGGCAACGCUGGUGCUGCCCAAGAAAAGGACUAAGAAUUUUAAAAACAAGCUUCAGAAACAAAAUUAAAAGUUGAUGUUUAAUAUAUAUGUAUUCAAAAUCUAGCUGGUAAACAAUCAACUCCAAAGUGCUAUCAAACCUUGAGGUUACUUAAUUGUGCAAGUAUAUGACGAAGAGAUGGGUUAAGAAAAAGCUUUGGUAGAGUGGGAACUCCAAGAUGUACAGAUUUUAUUAUUGUUCAAAUGUGUCCAACUCUGGGCCCAGAGCCCACAAGAGAAAGAUUCUAACGACUAAUAAUAUGAUAAAUCAGGUUUUUGGUGGUGUACUUUUAUUUCCUGUUAUUUCGGGGGAGAGUUGGGCAGGGUGAUGACGUAGUUUUUGUGUUGGGGGGUGGGGGAUGGGGGGGGUAGGCCAAUCAUCUAAAAAACGUAGAAAAAAAAAAAGAACUGUUAAUUAUUUAAUUUAUGAAGAGAGGUUAUUAUGGUCUUAUCAAAUGCUCUAAUUUUUAUUUCUGUUUUUGUCUGCAGCGAGGCACAGUCAUGGCUGCUGCUUUCGUCUCAAUCUGAGAGUAUAUUGCUUGGUGCUUGUAGAAGUACUCGGCAGAAGAGCAUUAUUGCCGACAGGAAGAUUUUUAACUUGCUCUGUAGAUCUUGUUUAGAUGCGCUGAAUAUUAUAUUAUUCUUUCUCUUUCUUUUGUUCUUUCUUUCCCUGCAAAGAUCUUGGAACCAAAAAAUCUGUUUUGUGACUCUAAUGUAUGACAGCCAUAUUUAUGAUUAAUUUAAGAGGGCUGUGAUAUGAUGCCAAACAGACCGCACACCAAGAUUUAGCAGGAUACAAAAACUACUGAAUACGCUAAAAAAAAAAGAAAGACGAGAGGGUUUUCUUGUAAAGCGGGAAAAAGCGAUUAAUUUAAAAAAAAAAAAUAGAGAAGAAGCGAAAGUACAAGGGGAAAUGUUAUUGCUAGCUUUAUACAAAUCACGGCGUCACAGUAACACUUUAUUAAAAGCAUUUGACUUUCACUUAAAGCUUGAAUUUUGCCAAAUGACGAAACGUUUGGUGCUGUAAUGCUUGUUGCAGAAUACUGGACCUACAGGCUAUAUAUGAUGUUUAUAAUCAUAAAGCUUAAACUGACUCAGUUAUACAUAUGUAAUCAGCUUAAACUAUAGAACACUGUUGUGCUACGGCGACUAUCAGGUAAUGCUUUGCCAUUAUUUUUAAGCUUUGUAUUUUAUUUAAUGCAAACACACACACAUGCCAUUUUGUAGAACUACCGGCAGUACUUGUAAUUGACGUUCUGAGGACCUAAGUGGACAUCGAUACCUUUAUACGUUUGUUUAUAUUUGGUACUGAGUUAUAUAAUAAAUACAAUAUAUAAAUAUAUAUAUAUUUUGAAUCACUUGAACGUUGGCUGUGAGGGAGAAAUGUGCAGAAAGUCAUGAUGUGUGAUGUUUUAACUCCAUUUUUCAUGUGUAAAAGGCAUACCAGAUGUCAUCUGUUUAAUUUGAUGUAAGUUUGUUUUUAUUUCUUAGGUCUGCCAGGUAGAAAAACACUUUGUUCCACAAAAAGUGAAGCUCUAUGGCACCUCAUAGACAUGCACUUACUUUUGCGUUCAUGAGAAUAAUUUUUCUUUUUGUCUUUGUUUUCUUGCUUCCCCAAAAAGCGGGUCUGAAUGGAACUAUAUAUAUAAAAAACAACUGUUGUGUCUUUCUUCCAAUGCGCAACUUUUUUUAUUAGACAUUUUGUUUUGUUAUUUAAUAUUAUAUAUUGACUCCAAAAUGCAAUCAAGACUGUUAAUUUCUAUUUGUCCAACCAAAAUUGUUUUUUUUUUAAUUAUUGUUGAAAUAUAAUGUAUAAGAAAAGCCAGGUGAAAACUUGCUUAGUGUAGAAAAUCCUUGCUCGUGUCUGUAAUUGUUGAGAUUUUUAAAUGUUUAUAUGCGACAGAAUCAUUCACUUUACCCUAGAUACAUAUUUGUUUUGAUUUGUUCUUUCCAACGACGUUUCCUUCUCAAUUGUUUUUUUCAUUAAGCACAUAUUUUCUAACGAAACAUGGAUUGUUUGCGGGUUAAAACCUUGGAACAGCAGUAUCUGUUCAUAUGCAGUGGAUUAUUAUACAGUUAUGUACUGAAGUGCUAAUGAUACAGACAAUGUGUAACUUCCCUUUACUCUUAGUGGAAGAAGAGCUAUUUUAAGUCAUAGAGAUGUUCAUCCUCUUGGUGUCACUUUUACCUUCAAAUCACUGUGGGAGGGGUUAUAUUAUGGAUAUAUAUAUACAUAUGUGGAGAUAUAUGAGAUAAAUAUAUAUAUAUAUAUAUAUAUAUGAAGAAAAUAUUAUUUAACUAGUGGAUUUACUUAAUGGAACACAUUGACAGUCAGCCACAAACCUCCUGACGUGGUGGUUUAUUUCCGUGAACUUAAACCUUCCGCUUUCUCUCUCUCUCUCUGUUCACGCUGUGUGCUUGUUCAUCACGCCAUCCUGUUGUCUUGUUUGUUCUUUUUAUACUAUUUACCAUCCUACUGAUUUUACUGUAAUGAAUGAAACUCAAAAACUAUGAUGUAUCAUUUUAGAUUUUAUGCUGUAUUUGUUAUAUGGACAAAAAAAAACACGAAAAACAAAGCAAAAACACUACAGAAGUAAAGCAGAGGUUUUUUUUCCCCAGCUGUAUUUUUUUACGCUGUUGCAAAGGGUUGUAUUUUUCAAUUUCUCGAACUUUAACAGUGAUGCAAACUCGGGCCGCGCCUCAGUGCCCUCUGAACACAAAGCAAAUUCAGGUUACUCUUUUUACGUUUUUAUCAAAGGUUUUCAAAGAUGGAAUUACAUUUUCCUCUUUCCUCUCUGAAUUGUACUACUGUUCCUCUCUCUACUACAUUUUACGAAUAAAACUUUGAUAUUGCUUUAA